Molecule: messenger RNA, 1308 nt
Organism: Sclerotinia borealis F-4128
Lineage: Eukaryota; Fungi; Ascomycota; Leotiomycetes; Helotiales; Sclerotiniaceae
Source: the annotation of a GenBank genome assembly
AUGCCUAUCGACCGUCCAAUUCCUUCCUUUUACUGUUGUUACCUUCUCCGAUCAACCAUCAAACAUACCGGUUUAUAUAUUGGAUCCACCCCAAAUCCAGUCAGACGACUUCGGCAACAUAAUGGAUUGGCAAAAGGUGGUGCUGUGAGAACCAACAAAAGUAUUUUAAGGCCAUGGGAAAUGGCUUGUAUUGUUACCGGUUUUCCGAGUUCAAUUGCCGCGUUGCAAUUUGAAUGGGCAUGGCAAAAUUCACAUAUAACCCUUCAUAUCCCACCAUCAUCACGAAUUACACAUGCCACUCAAAAGAAACGAUCCGGUCAUUCAAAACGACCUCGACAUACUAUUCAAUCACUUUUAUCAAACUUACAUCUCCUACUUAGUGUUCCAUCAUUUUCACGAUGGCCAUUAGAAGUAAGAUUUUUUGCUCCGGAUGUUCAUGAAGCUUGGAUCAAAUGGAUGAAAGGGGUAAGAAGUGAACCACUGAGGGAUUCUUUACCUAUCAUUACAGAUUUUCCUCCAGGGGAAGUAAAGGCUGAGGAUGAUGAGGGUGGUGAGAGUACAGGUGGACAUCAUGGGAUCGAAGCCUUAAAGUUUGCAUAUCAGGACACCAAACCUCACUUGGAAAAAGGGAAAAGAAUAUUCAAUUCUAACAUAGAAGAAUCCUGCACCAUUUGCAACCUACAACUUCAGCACAAUUCAGGCCUCUAUACCAUCUGUCCGCACUCGGAUUGCGAGGUCAUCACACAUAUGAUAUGUCUAAGCCAACACAUUCUUCAAAGCGAUAAGAAAAAGAAAAAGAAUCUCCAACCACUGGUUCCCAUCAAAGGAACAUGUCCGGGUUGUAAAAGGGAAAUUCGAUGGAAUGAUAUGGUGAAGGAGUUAUCACUGAGAACGAGAGGUCCAAAGUUGGUUGAGAAAUUAUUGAAACCUAAACGGGUGAAAAAGACUAAGGGUAAGGGUAUAGCGGCAUCUCAGACAGCUGUCGAAUCUGAAGAUGAAGAUGAUGAGAGUGAUGAGAAUGAAGAGGAAGAGGAAGACGACUGUAUCAACAUGGGCGAAUUCGAACCUGGAAAUCUCAAAGAGGUGAAUGGGAAUGGCAAUGGUACUGGGUUCAAAUAUUAUCUCGAUUCCGACGACUCUGAUACUUUAUCUAUGGUUAGUGUCGCGAGUAAUAAAUCACAAAAGCGGAAGAAGAAGAAGAUAUCUGAUCCAGUUGUAAAACCAAGACUCGUUACUGUUAUUGAGGAUAGUGAUAUGGAUAUGGAUGAAGGGGGAGAGGAAGGGGCAGGGGAAGCACUGAUGAGAUGA